UCUCCGCUUCCUGUCAUCAAGCGCGGUUGCAGCGCCGGCUUGAGUUAUAGCAACUGUUGCCUUGUGAAUAAAGCGCCGUAGUCACCGUAGUCCUGGCGACUGUUACCCACCAACAACAGCAACCGAGGUUCCUGCUAAGUCCAUUGUUAGAACCCACAAUUGGAGAACAACGGUCACAAUAGCCCAAUAUGCAGACUUCUGAGGCUGGGUCAGACACCACAUCAACAGUGACUUUGCAGACCUCGGUAGCAGGACAGCAGGCGGUGCAGGCCCAGGUGGUACAACAGGUACCAGUUCAGCAACAGGUACAGCAGGUGCAGCAUGUCUACCCUACACAGGUGCAGUAUGUGGAAGGGAGUGAUGCUGUUUAUACCAAUGGAACUAUGCGAUCAACUACCUAUCCCUACUCGGAGGCCCAAAUAUAUAACCAGAACACUGGAGGAACAUAUUUUGACACCCAAGGAAACUCUGGCCAGGUGACAACUGUUGUCUCAUCUCACAAUAUGGUGGGCACUGGCAGUAUUCCAAUGGGUGUCACAGGCGGUCAGAUAAUCAGCAGCUCAGGGGGUGCCUAUCUUCUAGGCGGGUCAAUGGAUGGAUCCAAUCACCCAGUCAGUCACACAACACGUGCUUCUCCAGCCACAAUUGAAAUGGCGAUUGAGACACUCCAAAAGUCUGAUGGUUUGACAGCUCACAGAAGCACUCUUCUCAACAGCCAUGCAGGGAUGCUACCACUGAGCCAAGCUGAUACUUUGAAGAAAGUGGAAAUGGAUGCUUGGAAGAAAGCUGUCUUGCUUCAGUGGUUAUUGGACAAUUAUGAAACAGCAGAAGGUGUCAGUCUUCCUCGAAGUACCCUGUACAACCACUACUUGCGUCACUGUCAGGAACAGAAGCUUGACCCGGUGAAUGCAGCUUCUUUUGGGAAACUUAUUCGCUCCAUUUUCAUGGGUCUGCGCACAAGGCGGCUAGGCACAAGAGGAAACUCCAAAUAUCACUAUUACGGCAUCCGGAUCAAACCAGACUCCCCACUAAAUCGCUUGCAGGAGGAUAUGCAGUACAUGGCUAUGAGGCAGCAACCCAUGCAUCAGAAACAGAGAUAUAAGCCUAUGCAGAAAUUGGAUGGAAUAGGGGAUGGCUUUGCAGGAAGUGGACAACAAGUUCCAAACUCUGCGGAACAAACCAUUGUAGCACAAAGUCAACAUCAUCAACAGUUCCUUGAUGCCUCUCGUGCUCUUCCGGAAUUUAUAGAGCUUGAGGUUGGAGAUAGCCCCUUAUUGGAUGACAUCAUUAUUGAGGACAUCAGAACACUACAGAUUCUCUAUAGGGAGCACUGUGAGGCGAUACUGGAUGUAGUAGUGAAUCUUCAAUUUAGCCUAAUUGAAAAACUAUGGCAAACAUUCUGGCACUAUAGUCCAUCCCCUUCAACAGAUGGGACUACUAUCAAUCAAACCAGUGAGAAUGAAAUAGAAGGUAGACUUCCAAAGGCAAAGCUUAUUGCUCUGUGCAAGAAUGAUUCCGUCCUCAAGUGGAUGUGUACCUGCGAUCAUGUAAUGUACCAGGCUCUGGUGGAAAUCCUGAUUCCAGAUGUCCUCAGACCUAUUCCUAGUGCCUUGACCCAAGCCAUUCGCAAUUUUGCAAAAAGCCUUGAAGGAUGGCUGACAAAUGCCAUGAACAAUAUACCACAGCAAAUGGUUCGCACCAAGGUUGGAGCUGUAAGUGCCUUUGCUCAGACACUGCGUAGAUAUACGUCCCUCAAUCAUUUAGCUCAAGCUGCUCGAGCUGUGCUGCAAAACACAUCUCAAAUUAACCAGAUGCUGAGUGACCUCAAUCGUGUAGACUUUGCCAAUGUCCAGGAGCAGGCUUCCUGGGUGUGUCAAUGUGAUGACAACACAGUACAAAGACUGGAACAUGACUUCAAGAUGACGCUCCAGCAGCAAAGUACCCUUGAGCAGUGGGCUGCCUGGCUUGAUAACGUGGUGACACAGGUGUUGAAGCCCUAUGAAGGGAGCGCUAGUUUUCCCAAAGCUGCUCGUCAAUUCCUGCUGAAAUGGUCCUUUUACAGUUCCAUGGUUAUUCGAGACCUGACCUUACGGAGUGCAGCAAGUUUUGGUUCUUUCCAUCUGAUACGCUUGUUGUAUGAUGAGUACAUGUUUUAUCUGGUGGAGCACAGGGUGGCUCAGGCUACUGGGGAAACGCCUAUCGCUGUGAUGGGAGAGUUUACUGAUCUCAGCACGAUGUCUCCACUGAACAUGUAUAAAGAUGAAGGAAGUGAGGUUGACAGCGAAAUGGAUGACGAAUUAGAAGAUCCUGGAGAACCACCUUUCAAACGAGAGAAAAUAGACCUAAACCAGACAUUACAAGGUGUAUGUGUUGCGUCGUCCCUUAACAGCACCAUACAGCCAGACCCUCUGAUUCCACUUCAUGCUGAUCAAAUCAUCACAAGUGUGGCUAGUGCCAGGCACUGCAACACUGCCGGAAGCACAUACACAGCAGUCUAAACAUAAACAUGAGCUCAGAGUGAUAACCCCUCUUUUCUUUACAUCGUCUGAAGCCUCACACUUUGGUGGCUUCAGCUAUUCAGAUAACACAUAUUACUAUGCUGAAUGUUACUCUCAUACACUAAAUGGGUGUAUAUAGUUUUUUUUUAAGUUGUGUUUUUAGUUCAAUGUUGGCUACAUGAGGUUCUCUGUAGAUAUGAUAGAUGUUAUUAUGAUGAACUUAUAACAAUACAAGUUGAUUUAAUUAGUUAAGAUUUUGAUUCAAAAUAUAUUCUUAUACAUAAUUCAGGGCAGGAUAUGCACACUUGACAGCAGAAGUACAUGAAGGUCAGGGCUUGAAUUCAACAAUAUCCUGUUGUCUUACUGCUUGUUUUAUCAUUUUCGUUCAAUUCUGUUUCAAUGAGAUCCAGGAUUGAUAUUUCUGCCACUUUUCUUUAAUGCACUUAGACAAGUUUAUAAUAGGAUAAAACUAUAUUCGAUACAAAUUAUCAUACAUAGGAGCUUCUAUCUUCCCAGCAUCAUGUGGGUUGGUGUGGCAUGGUUAUCAACAAUAGUAUUCUUGACCAAAGUGUUUGCUUAAGUAACAAGGUUUGUGCCUCACCACCAUUAAUGCCUCAGAUUUCAAUAAUUGUGCUGUUACCUCAAUGAUUGUUCCAACUACAUUCAAUUUAUUUAUAAUCAGAGCGCAUUAGUUCCUCAGUCUAUUAUUUCCAAUUUAUUUUCACUAUACUUUACUCAGAGAUGGUUUUUCACUGGACGUGAUUUCUCACAAAAUUGGAGAUUCCUUUUUAAAAGAAACACAUUUCUGCCAUUUAAAUGGUCACUUAUCUGAACACGUAAUUGGGUUUUCUACUAAAUUCCAAUCACAAAGCAGUUCAUUUCAGCAUAUUGAUGUGCUCUAAGCUUUGGCCACAAAUAUUUGACUGUUACACACAGAAGAGUCUAUUUUUUUCAUUCAAAAUGAGCCACACUUCUGCUGUUGAAUGAUGCAGUUUUGGAAUGUAGAUUGAUGGUUAAAGUUGAAAGCUUGAGAAGGGAGGCAGUAGUCAUUCUUAUUGUUCUCCCAAAACUGUACUGUAUUGUUAAAAUCAAAAUCUACUUAUUUCUUUUAAGUAACCCUCCUACAUUUGCAGUAGGCAUAAUGGAAUUCCCUUUGAAACGUCAAUGUUUUGAAUGCUACUGAUUUGCAUCGCAGUGCAGCCAUAAUUAAUAAAGAUUAGUUUAAUAAAUUUGGGGGGAUAUAUGUUAAUAAUCAAGGCUGCUGUAUGUGGUAAAAUAUAUUGCAUUUGUUGCAGUUAUAAAUACACUUUAUAAAUAGGGUCUUGCUAGACCAACAAAAAGUAUACUGUUUCAUUGAAGUUCAGUGUACCUGUAGUUAAUGUUAGGACAGACAGGUUCAUUGCAAAUUGACCUGUCUGUCUCAUCUGUUUUGCUCUAGUGUCUUUAGCUGCUAUUUAUAAUAAGACUUUACAAGGGGUUGACCAAUACUACCUGUUGCCAGUACUCCUAGAUGUUUUAGUGGAUGAAAUAAGAUUCAAUGUCAGUUUCCUUUCUGUAAAGUUAGAUGUAGAUUUCAAAUAGGUUUGACUCAAAUAUUAGAAAUUGGACUGAAAUGUUGUUACGCAAGAAUGGGAAUCUGAUUUUGUGAAAAUAUUGAAUGGCUAUUUACAUUUAUUUAAAACUGGCAUCAUGGUUGGUAAUUACUGUGAUAUCCCAGCUGGUUCCAGUGGCUGUAUUAGCCAACUCCUCAGUGCAACUACAAAAUACAAGGAAUGUAGCACUCAGCAUAGUCUUGGCAGCUUUACAUUGAGUUUUAUGUGUGUUCUGUGUGGUUGUCCAAAUGACUAGACCAAAAGUACUGUAGCUGGCACACCUCACACAUACUCAUCAAUUCUGUAGGAACAGACUUGGUAGGCAGUUAAUUGCCGCUUCAGGAAUGUACGUCAGGGAUUACUGUACCUCGGCUAUUACACAGUGCCUUAAACAGUUAUGGGAAGAGUUAAUUUUUGUAGCUCAGCAAGGUGUGCCUGCUGUUUUUCUAUUAUCCACAGGGGAAGACAUGGAAAAGAAGCUUGAGUGAAAAUUCUUAGAAACCUAUGUCUUUUUCUUACACUAAGAAUGAGUAUAUUUGUCUAUGAAGCCAUGUGGAAUUACCAAUAUAUACAUCAAUCAGGAGUUGUGACAUAUCUCAAUUAUCUAAGAGGGGAAUGUGCCACAUCUGAUAUUUUGGAGCAACUCAGAAGUCACUAAUCAAUGCAAAAUUCUUGACUUAUUUUUUAGCUCAUUCUAAAGAUAAACAGGUUAUGAGCAUUCAUUGGCAUAGAUAGGCACACACAUUGUUCUCCCAUAUAAUUGCUUGAAACUUAGUGAGCUACUCAAUAUGUUCUACAUUUAUUCUGAAAAUUAAUCCUGAAGAAAUGGAAAUGCAGUAUACAAAUACUGGAUCCUCUACUUAUAUAAUCGCCAAUCCUGUUUGGUACUAUAUAUGUUUUUUUCAAACUUCCCUCUCACUUAGUGAAAAUGAUUUCUUUUCUGAGGGAGAAUGGAUCCCUGAAUGUCAGAUUUUUUAUCGUGGUUUUGGUAAAAUAUGCUCUAAUUAAUCAUAUUCAAAUCAAGAUAAAAAGAAAAUCUUACUACUCGGUUAUUUCAGUUUGUUUUAAAAUGAAAUGAUUUUCAGUGCUAUGGCAGUGAGCUAUAGAAAUUAGAUAAUAAAUAACUGGACUUUGAAAUGUGAUUCCCUUGGUAUACGGUUUCAGAUUUUAAAGAAUAAAUAAAAAUUCUGAAGAACACUUCAACAUACCCGACCAGAAAAAUAAGUUACAAAAUUUAUUUUGAAAGAAAAACAGAUAUUAAUAAUAUUGAUAUAUAAAUGUUUACCUUCAGCCAAUAAAACCCAACUUAAAUCAUUCCUAAAUGAAAACAAAGCAACAGAAAAUAUAAUUUGGUUGUUAUGUUUUUUAUUAAACUAAUUAGGUUUAAACAAACAUACUCAUUCUUUUUUAGCAUCUGAUCAUUAUUAAGCAUUGUGAUCAGGAAACAACAAAAGAUCACAGGGCAGCUUUGACUGCACCUUGGUGAGUUGUGGGAGAGGUGGGGUGGGUCUCCUUGAAUCUGUUUGCUGUGCUUUCAAACCAAUUUCCAACGGUUUAAUUUUUCACACAGAUUCUGGUCUUAACAGUUUUAAUGUUAAUUAAAUCAUUUUUGGGGCACAUAUUUCAAACAUUAUGCCCACUUACAAUCUUAAAAAAAUGUAUUACUUAUUUCUGUUUUAUGUUAACAUUUGCAUACUGUUCUGGACCAAAAUGUGUUUAUAUUGUGUAUCAAUGUGUUUGUAAUGAUUCAGAAAAGCCUUCUAUAUAUUUCUUAUCUUUGUUCUUUUUUCAAUGUUUAGUUGUCAUGCAGAUAUAUUUGGAUUGUAACGUGCAAUUUAGAGGAUUGUUAAGGGGAUAGGGAGGGUUUAUCGAUAGAUCCUGUGAUGACAAAUGUAGUUCUGUAGAACAGAACAUACACUGCUCUGAUUAAACAUUAGACUCAUUGAACUUUGCUAGCAAUGAGCAUUUUGCCUGGCAGAAAAACUGGAAUUGAAGCAUGACCUUUAUAUUGAGUUUCAGUACUAACGGAUAACAGUCCAGUGAAUUGUUCUCAUACGUGAAGGUAUGCAUUGAAAGCUCUGUGUUUUGGCAGUAGAAGUGCUUCUCAGUCUGCAUGCCUUUCUAUAUGCUGCUAGUUGGUGGUUUUGUUUUGGUGCCAGUUAGGUAACCACAUUUUAAUUUUCUCGCACUUUUUCCUGCUUAUAUCAUCACAUUUCAAAGAGCCACUUACAGAGUGAAUUAUUUCAACCUUUAUUAAAUAUUUAUACGUAAAUUAAAUACAAUCCCAUUUAAGCCUUAUCACAAAAAUACUAGUGUCAUUUUUUUGCCAAAUGGCAUGAUGUGGAGUACUGAAGUAUUGAAGAGAGAUAACAUUGACAUGUUGUGACAGUUCCAAUUACCAGCUUGUUUCAAUUUCAGUUUCUGAAUGUAGCACCCAAAGGUAUUGUAGUUUUGUAGCACCAAAGGUUUUGAUUAAGUGCGUCAUUGCUAAAGUUUAUCUAAUUUGAGAAUGCUUAUAAAUUAGUUCCAUUUUAAAAACAGCUCAUAUAAAAAAUGCCAUUGCUUGAAUUGUCGGAGCAUUUUUUCCCUUUUUGUUUCAAUCCAUUUCUGUGUCUUAAUAAUAUUUUUGCAUCAAUAAUAUGUUUGUAGCCAUGACCCAUUUGGAUAAUCUAUGUUCAACCCUUUUUCAGUGGUGCCCUCCAAAUCAAUGGUUGGGAUGCAAGAAUGGCACAAUUUAACUACCCCUCUGGUAUUCGAGCCAUGACAACUGUUGAACAAAAAAUAAACUGCUGGAGGAACUUAAUGGGUCAGGCAGCUUCCAUGCAAGAAAACAGACAGAUGUUUUGGAUUGGGACUCUUCUUCAGACAUAGUAAGGGUACUGACCUGAAAUGUAUUCUCACCUACAUCUGAGACACCUCAUGUGCCCUUCAACUCUUUAAUAACUUUCAAUGUCAAGGCCCCCAUUGCAUCAUCUUCAGCAUGGAUGUCCAGUCCUUCUACAUCCCACACCAGCAAGAUCCCAAGGCCCUCAGUUUCUUACUCCAACUAAGACCCAAUCAAUUUCCCUCUAACAACACUCUCCUCCGCCUGGCGGAACUCGGCUUCACCCUCAACAACUUCUCUUUUGACUCCUUUCACAUUCUCCAAAUUAAAGAUGUAGCCAUGGGUACUCGCAUGGGCCCCAGAAUGCUAGCCUUUUUGUCGGUUAUGUCGAACAGUCCUUGGUUCAGGCGUACAUGGGACACUAUCCUCCAACUCUCUCUCCUCUACUUCAACUACUGCGUCGGGGCUGCCUCCUG
Molecule: messenger RNA, 7390 nt
Organism: Amblyraja radiata (thorny skate)
Lineage: Eukaryota; Metazoa; Chordata; Chondrichthyes; Rajiformes; Rajidae
Gene: rfx3
Product: regulatory factor X, 3 (influences HLA class II expression)
Exons: 19
Coding region: 189-2498 (769 amino acids)
Biological process (GO): regulation of transcription by RNA polymerase II
Cellular component (GO): nucleus
Molecular function (GO): DNA-binding transcription factor activity, RNA polymerase II-specific; RNA polymerase II cis-regulatory region sequence-specific DNA binding
Source: RefSeq, a predicted model, not a curated record